Molecule: messenger RNA, 2321 nt
Organism: Pistacia vera
Lineage: Eukaryota; Viridiplantae; Streptophyta; Magnoliopsida; Sapindales; Anacardiaceae
Product: ABC transporter C family member 10-like
Exons: 11
Coding region: 1-2181 (726 amino acids)
Biological process (GO): transmembrane transport
Cellular component (GO): vacuolar membrane; plant-type vacuole
Molecular function (GO): ATP hydrolysis activity; ATP binding; ABC-type transporter activity
Source: RefSeq, a predicted model, not a curated record
AUGUAUAUAAGGCUUGGCCAAUCCCUUUUCUUAUUCCAAGAUUUCGAGAAUGAUUUGUUGGAUGAUCCAUUCAGUGCUGUGGAUGCUCAUACGGCCACAAGUUUAUUUAAUGAAUAUGUUAUGGGAGCACUUUCAGAGAAGGCAGUUUUACUUGUGACUCAUCAAGUUGAUUUCCUACCUGCAUUUGAUUCUGUUUUGUUAAUGUCAGAUGGGGAAAUCCUGCGGGCAGCUUCUUAUCAUCAGUUAUUGUCAUCAAGUAAAGAAUUUCAGGACCUUGUCAAUGCACACAAAGAAACUGCUGGUUCUGAGAGACUUGCCGUUGUUACUUCUCAGAAGCAUGGUACACCUGCUAAAGAGAUCAAGAAGGGUUAUGUGGACAAACAAUUUAAAGCACCCAAAGGUGAUCAGCUGAUAAAACAAGAAGAGAGAGAAAUAGGAGACACAGGGUUACAGCCAUACAUACAAUAUCUGAAUCAGAACAAAGGCUUUUUGUUCUUCAGCUUGGCUGGUCUUUCCCACCUUGUAUUUGUGUUUGGUCAGAUAUCACAGAACACUUGGAUGGCUUCCAAUGUAGAUAAUCCUCAUGUUAGCACAUUGCGGCUGAUAGUAGUUUACUUAGUGAUUGGAUUUACCUCAACAGCAUUUUUGCUGUGUAGAUCUCUCUCUACUGUUUUCUUAGGUCUUCGAUCAUCACAAUCUUUAUUUUCACAGCUUCUAAAUUCUCUUUUCCGUGCACCUAUGUCGUUUUAUGACUCCACACCCUUGGGAAGGAUACUUAGUCGGGUCUCCUCCGAUCUGAGUAUUGUUGACCUUGAUAUCCCGUUCAGUUUAAUCUUUGCUGUUGGGGCUACCACUAAUGCUUAUACUAAUCUUGGAGUACUAGCUGUUGUCACCUGGCAAGUUCUGUUUGUCUCAAUACCAGUGAUUUUUGUGGCUAUUCGCUUGCAGAGAUAUUAUUUUUCUUCUGCUAAAGAAUUGAUGCGGAUCAAUGGCACAACCAAGUCCUUUGUGGCAAAUCAUUUGGCUGAGUCAGUUGCAGGAGCUAUGACAAUAAGGGCCUUUGAGGAGGAAGAGCGUUUUUUUGCAAAGAGCCUUGAUCUCAUUGAUACCAAUGCUAGUCCUUUCUUCCACAGUUUUGCUGCAAAUGAGUGGUUGAUUCAAAGGUUAGAAGUGCUCAGUGCAGCUGUUAUCUCGUCGGCAGCACUCUGCAUGGUUUUGCUUCCUCCUGGAACUUUUAGCCCAGGAUUUAUCGGGAUGGCACUUUCUUAUGGCCUUUCCUUAAAUGUUUCCCUAGUUAUGUCUAUCCAGAACCAGUGUACUAUAGCAAAUUAUAUCAUUUCUGUGGAAAGACUAAACCAAUACAUGCAUGUACAAAGUGAAGCCCCUGAAGUGAUAGAAGACAGUCGCCCUCCAGCCAACUGGCCUGCUGUGGGUAAAGUGGAUAUCUGCGAUUUACAGAUCAGAUAUAGGCCUGAUGCACCACUUGUCCUUCGGGGCAUCAGUUGCACAUUUGAAGGAGGUCACAAAAUUGGUAUUGUUGGCCGGACUGGCAGUGGAAAGACUACUCUCAUAGGUGCUCUAUUUCGUUUAGUGGAGCCAGCUGGAGGGAAGAUUAUAGUAGAUGGCAUUGAUAUCUGUAAGAUUGGGCUUCAUGAUCUGAGGACACGUUUUGGUAUAAUUCCUCAAGAUCCUACACUUUUCAAUGGCACUGUGAGAUAUAAUUUGGAUCCUUUAUCUGAACAUACAGACAAGGAAAUAUGGGAGGUUCUUGGAAGAUGUCAGCUUCGGGAAGCUGUCCAGGAGAAAGAAGAAGGCCUUGACUCCUUAGUUGUGGAUGAUGGAUCAAACUGGAGCAUGGGGCAAAGACAACUAUUCUGUUUGGGGCGUGCGCUGUUAAGGAGAAGCCGGAUAUUGGUGCUUGAUGAAGCAACUGCAUCAAUCGACAAUGCAACUGACACCAUUUUACAGAAAACUAUUCGGACUGAAUUCGCAGAUUGUACUGUGAUUACAGUGGCUCACAGGAUACCAACGGUGAUGGAUUGCACCAUGGUACUUGCCAUUAGUGAUGGAAAGCUUGUGGAGUAUGAUGAGCCAAUGAAUUUAAUGAGGAGGGAAGAUUCGCUGUUUGGGCAGCUUGUGAAGGAAUACUGGUCUCAGUUGCACUCUGCAGAAUCACAUUAAAAUGAAAAACUAUUUCUUGUAUCUCUUGCUUUGGCAGCAAGAAUUGUAAGUAGGAUGUAUAGUAUUGCCGCAAUAUGUUAGGGGUAGAGAGCAAAGAACAAGAGGAACAUUUGUUCCAUUAGUAGGUUGCAUUAACUGGA